Microthlaspi erraticum is the source of this 213-nucleotide messenger RNA. NCBI's taxonomy places the organism in Eukaryota, Viridiplantae, Streptophyta, Magnoliopsida, Brassicales, Brassicaceae. The record is from the annotation of a GenBank genome assembly.
AUGGCGUCGAGGAAUUCCGUUGCCGUUUUCGCAUUCUUCGCUUUCGUUUACGCCGUCAUCUCUCCAUUCGCCGGCGCGCAAUCGCUAGCUCCUGCUCCUUCACCCACAAGCGACGGAACGUCGAUUGAUCAAGGAAUAGCGUAUUUGCUAAUGGUGGUCGCACUUGUCCUCACUUAUCUCAUCCAUCCUCUCGAUGCAUCUUCCUCCACUUGA